AUGGGGUUGGGCAAGAAGUCCAUCCGCAUCAAUGGCGCCGACUGCGGCAUCGAGUCGCUUUUGCUAGGUGUCAUCACCAGCAUUGGAGGCUUCCUCUUCGGUUACGAUACCGGUCAAAUCUCGUCCAUGCUUCUUUUUACGGAUUUUAAGAGACGCUUCGCUACCGGCGCACUCGAUGCCAACGGCAUUCCGGAAUGGGUGCCCAUUACCCAGUCCCUCAUGGUAUCGCUCAUGAGUAUCGGUACUCUCAUCGGUGCGCUCUCUGGUGCUUACACAGCCGACUGGUGGGGUCGGCGAAGAAGCUUGAGUUUCGGUGUCGUCGUUUUCAUUAUUGGAAACAUCAUCCAGAUCACGGCCAUGAAUUCGUGGAUUCACAUGAUGAUGGGUCGAUUCGUUGCUGGUCUGGGAGUGGGCAACUUGUCCAUCGGUGUGCCCAUGUUCCAGUCCGAGUGCUCCCCCCGAGAGAUUCGUGGCGCUGUUGUCGCUUCGUACCAGCUUCUCAUCACCUUCGGUAUCCUUAUCUCCAACUUGAUCAACUUCGGCGUCCGCAAUAUCCAGGAAUCCGAUGCUUCAUGGCGCAUCGUCAUCGGCCUUGGUAUUGGCUUCUCCCUCCCACUGGGCUUGGGUAUCCUUGCCGUCCCCGAAUCUCCUCGAUGGCUCGCGGGACGUCAGGACUGGGAGGGUGCUCGUAUGUCUAUGGCGCGUCUCCGUGGCCUCAAGGACGAUCCGCAUAACGAAACUGUGGAACGGGAUCUCCGAGAAAUGUUCAAGGUCAUCGAGGAAGAAUCCAAGACAGGCUACGGCACCUGGUUGGAGUGCUUUACGGGAUCCUCCGGGAUUCCUAAGACUGUCUACAGAACCAUAUUAGGUAUCUGCAUUCACUUCCUGCAACAGUGGACUGGUGUCAAUUACUUCUUCUACUACGGGGCUCAAAUCUUUGAGUCGGCCGGUAUCGAUGAUCCCAUUAUGGUUCAGCUCAUUCUUGGUGCCGUCAACGUCGUAUGCACUUUCUACGGCCUCUAUGCAGUCGAAAGAUACGGCAGACGCUGGCCCAUGUUCAUCGGUGCUCUGUGGCAAUUUGCCUGGCUUACAAUCUUCGCCUCCGUCGGCACUGCUCUUCCUCCCGAAACCAGCGCAACUAGCGGCGUCGUCAUGAUUGUCUCGGCUUGCAUGUUUAUCGCUUCCUUCGCUAGUACCUGGGGACCUAUGGCAUGGUGCGUCAUUGGAGAGACCUUCCCUCUCCGGACCAGAGCCAAACAGGCCUCUCUUGCAACCGCCGGCAACUGGUUGGGUAACUUUCUUAUCUCUUUCCUCACGCCUUUUGCAACCAAUGGCAUUUCGUUUGCGUACGGUUUUGUCUUUGCCGGUUGCAACCUGGCCGCCGCUUUUCUCGUGUGGUUCUUCCUUUACGAGACAAAGAUGCUGUCCCUUGAGAACGUGGACAGGAUGUACAGCGACCCAAGUGUCAAGCCCUACUCUUCCACUCAGUGGGUGCCACCAGGAUAUAUCACUAGGAAGGACAAGGACGAGUCUGUGUUCCAGCGAGCAUCAGUUCACACCGACAACGCCAGUCCCAAGGAAAAGUCAAGUGAUGAGAGGCCCUUCUCUGAACACCAUACCAAGCCAGAAACCACAUCCAACGCCGUUUAG
Colletotrichum orchidophilum is the source of this 1650-nucleotide messenger RNA. RefSeq lists its product as uncharacterized. Gene Ontology annotation, molecular function: carbohydrate:proton symporter activity. The record is from RefSeq and is a predicted model, not a curated record. NCBI's taxonomy places the organism in Eukaryota, Fungi, Ascomycota, Sordariomycetes, Glomerellales, Glomerellaceae. The transcript has 4 exons. Gene Ontology annotation, biological process: transmembrane transport; carbohydrate transport. Bases 1 to 1650 code for a protein of 549 amino acids. Gene Ontology annotation, cellular component: membrane.